Coffea arabica (coffee) is the source of this 1135-nucleotide messenger RNA. RefSeq lists its product as uncharacterized. Gene Ontology annotation, biological process: defense response to other organism. NCBI's taxonomy places the organism in Eukaryota, Viridiplantae, Streptophyta, Magnoliopsida, Gentianales, Rubiaceae. The record is from RefSeq and is a predicted model, not a curated record. Gene Ontology annotation, molecular function: ADP binding.
UUUACAACCAUCCUCGAGUUGUUGAACACUUCCAGAUCCGUGCGUGGUGUAUUGUGUCUCGAGUAUACCAAAUACGAGAGCUCUUUUUUGAAUUAUUGCGUGAUGUUAUGGUUGUCUCUAAGAGAAUUUAUGACAUGGAUGAUGAUGGCUUAGCAGGUGUUCUGUACAAAUGUCUGAAGCAAAAAACAUACCUCAUUGUUUUGGAUGAUAUAUGGGACCGCGCAGCCUUGGAUGCUUUAAGACGAUCGUUUCCAGAUGAUAAUUCGGGAAGCACAAUUAUGUUGACCACCCGAAUGCCUGAUUUGGCUUCGCAAGCUGAUUGGACGGCACAUAUUCCUUCUCUUAAUCACCAUGAAUCUUGGCAUUUAUUAUGUAGAAAAGCAUUCGGUGAUACUGAUUUACCUCACGAACUUCGAAGCAUCGGAGAGAAGCUUGUAAAGUACUGCCACGGAGUACCUCUUGCAAUUUUUCUCAUGGCUGGUGUCCUGGAAAAGAAUAAAAGGAAUCUUUCCUACUGGGUAAAAAUGGUAGAAACUUUGCUCUCAGAUCGUGAUCCUGAUAGAAAUGUGCUCUUUUCUGCACUAAAAAUUGCUUGCGACAGCUUACCAGAUCACUUGAAGCCCUGCUUUCUUUAUUUAGGAGAAUUUCUAGAGGAUAAGGAAAUCCCUGCUCGAAAAUUGUGCGGACUGUGGAUCACAAAUGGAUUGAUACAAAAAACUGAGUCAAAAACAUUGGAAGAUGUUGCAGAGGAAUAUUUGUUGGAAAUAAUAUCUAGAAACUUGGUAACUAUUUCUAGAAGAACACACAAUGGCAGGGUCAGAGGAUGUCGUGUUCAUGAUGCAGUGCGAGACGUAUGCAGGUCGAUGAAGAGGGUAGAAUUGUCCUUUCAUUGAUGGUCAUGCCGUUUAUGAAGAUGACCAUGAUAGCACUUGGCGUUAUUAGAGCCAGAAAGAGAUUGGAUGUGUGAACUUUAGUUUGAGUAAUUAGUUGUGUAGUUUAGUCCCUUUCUCUUGUAAUCAGAUAUGUAGUAAGGCUGAUGUUUCAUUAUCUAAUUAGCAGCAAAUUUGGUUGGAUUCUUGGGAAUUGUAUUAUGAUUGUGAGACUUAUUAUGGAUGCUAGAAUUGCUAAUUAUCUU